This is a messenger RNA of Pestalotiopsis fici W106-1, 978 nucleotides long. Its product is annotated as KRR1 small subunit processome component. The record is from RefSeq and is a predicted model, not a curated record. Gene Ontology annotation, molecular function: RNA binding. Gene Ontology annotation, cellular component: nucleolus; small-subunit processome. The transcript is spliced from 3 exons. Bases 1 to 978 code for a protein of 325 amino acids. NCBI's taxonomy places the organism in Eukaryota, Fungi, Ascomycota, Sordariomycetes, Amphisphaeriales, Sporocadaceae.
AUGCCUUCGAUCUACAAUAAAGACAAACCGUGGGAUACGGAAGACAUCGACAAAUGGAAGGUCGACCCUUUCAAACCCGAAGAUAACGUCGGUGGUCACUUUGUGGAGGAAUCAUCCUUCGCAACACUCUUCCCCAAGUACAGAGAAGUUUACCUCAGAGAAGCAUGGCCGCUCGUCACGAAAUCACUCGAGAAACAUGGCAUUGCCUGUACACUUGACUUGGUCGAGGGUUCCAUGACAGUAAAGACGACCAGAAAAACCUUCGAUCCUGCUGCUAUUCUCAACGCUCGCGACUUGAUCAGACUGCUUGCUCGUUCAGUGCCAGCACCGCAAGCUGUGCGCAUCUUGGAGGAUGGCGUGGCGUGUGAUAUUAUCAAGAUUAGAAGCCUGGUUCGUAACAAGGAAAAGUUUGUAAAGAGGCGGCAACGCAUUCUUGGUCCCGGCGGCACAACAUUGAAAGCGCUCGAGUUGCUCACGUCCACGUACAUUCUCGUCCAUGGUAAUACCGUCUCGGUAAUGGGCCCGUACAAGGGUCUCAAGGAAGUUCGUCGCGUUGUGGAGGACUGCAUGGACAAUGUACAUCCCAUCUACAAGGUGAAGGAGCUCAUGGUCAAGCAAGAGCUCAUGAAGGACCCCACGCUCGCCAACGAGAGCUGGGACAGAUUUCUGCCAAACUACAAGGCACGCAACCUGAGCAAGCGACACGUGCCCCACAACGUUACCGACAAGGCCAAGAAGGUCUACACGCCUUUCCCGCCCGCACAAGAGAAGAGCAAGGUGGACCUGCAGAUCGAGGCUGGUGAGUACCACGUCGGCAAGGAGGCGAAGAAGAGAAUUGCACAGGAAGAGCGCAUGGAGAAGCAAAAGAUCAAGAAGGAGGAGAAGAAGAGGGAGCGCGAGAAGGACUUUGUUGCACCAGAGGAGGGUACCGACAGGAAAAAGAAGAAGAGAAAGACCAAGACCGAGGAUGAGGACUAG